GAAGCCGGCACGGCGGGGAGUGGGGAGGGCGGCGCCGGGGCGCGGCCCCCGACCGACCUGCUGACCCGCCGCCCUGCCGCCGCCGGGCGGAAGGGCCGCUCUCCGAGCUUGGGCCCCCCGACCCUUCUUUCCCGGUCGCUGCCCCGCUCUGGCACCUCCCCGAGGCCCAAAAAGCACCUGCCGGUAUUGUCAGCCCCGCCUCGGUAGUCACGGAAAGAUGAUGGGAAAGUAGGAAACAGUCCUCUCAUUCCAUCGGAACCUGCCAAACCACAGUUUCUAGCUGUGACCCAAGAGGCCGAAUAGAUUGAAUGCUCUUAGAUUUUAAAGCCUGCGCUCCAGUUUUUUCCUCUUUUUGGUUUCCAUAUUGCUGCUUCCGCAGGCUCCCCAGAAUGUCCUUGGCUGCGUAUUGUGUCAUCUGUUGCAGAAGAAUAAGAACCUCAGCCCCUCCUCCCCAAAGCACCGCAUCCUGGAGAGACAUCAGAAAUAUAAUAAAGUUUACUGGAUCACUUAUUUUAGGCGGUUCUUUAUUUCUUACAUAUGAAGUUCUGGCCCUGAAGAAAUCUUUGACAUUAGAUACUCAAGUAGUAGAAAGAGAAAAAAUGAAGUCAUACAUAUAUUUGCACACAGUUUCUUUAGAUAAAAGAGAAAAUUAUGGAAUCACCUACCAGGCAAGAAAAGAGCUUCACAAAGCAGUAAGAAAAAUAUUGGCAACAUCAGCCAAGAUCCUGCGGGGCCCGUUUGCUGACCCCUUCAGCACAGCCGAUGUGGAGGACCACGAGUGUGCCGUGUGGCUACUGCUGAGGCAGAGCCAGUCGGGGGACAGGACGGCGCGCCUGCAGGCCGUGCAGGAGAUGUCGCAGACCCACCACUGGCACGAUUACCAGUACAGGAUAAUUGCUCAAGCCUGUGAUCUGAGAACUCUUAUCGGUUUGGCACGAAGCAAAGAGAGUGAUCUUCGCUUUUUCCUCCCACCACCUCCUUUGCCAUCUUUAAAAGAAGAUACUUGCAUUGAAGAAGAGCUCAGACAGUUGCUGGCUUCUUUACCUCAGACAGAGCUGGAUGAGUGUAUCCAGUAUUUCACAUCUUUGGCCCUGAAUGAAAGCAGUCAAAGUCUAGCUGCUCAGAAGGGUGGCUUAUGGUGUUUUGGAGGAAAUGGACUUCCUUAUGCUGAAAGUUUUGGAGAAGUCCCUUCAGCUACAGUGGAAAUGUUCUGUUUAGAAGCUUUGGUAAAACAUUCUGAGAUACCCACACACUGUGAUGAGAUUGAAGCAAAUGGAGGCUUGCAACUACUUCAGAGGCUGUACCAACUCCACAAGGAUUGUCCCAAAAUACAGAGAAAUAUAAUGCGUAUCAUUGGAAACAUGGCUCUGAAUGAACAUCUUCAUUCUACUAUAGUUCGCUCAGGCUGGGUUUCCAUACUGGCCGAAGCAAUGAAGUCGCCCCGCAUUAUGGAGGCCUCCCACGCGGCCAGGACGCUGGCGAAUCUGGACCGAGAGACCACACGAGAAAAAUACCAGGACGGCGUGUACGUGCUGCACCCCCAGUACCGCACAAGGUCAGACAGCACGCGGCGUCGCUUUGUCUCCUGUGGGGGGGUAAGGCCUAGAGGGCUUUUAUUUUAUUUCUUUACAAGUGUCAAUCACCAGGAAAUCAGUGAAGCAGUGGAAAUUCAUGUUUGUGCCUUUUAUUUUAUGCAGACAUGGUUGGCAAGAGACUGUCCUGCUCUCCGAAUUAUAUCUGUGGAAUAUGACACCAGCCUGAGUGACUGGAGAACGAGGUGCCCGAUGGAAAGGAAGUCCAUUGCGUUCAGGAGCAACGAGCUUCUGAGGAAGCUCAGAGCUGCUGGUGUUGGGGACAGGCCCGUCAUUUGGGUGUCACACAGCAUGGGAGGUCUUCUUGUCAAAAAGAUGCUGCUGGAAGCCUCCAAGAAGCCAGAAAUGAGUACUGUUAUCAACAAUACCAGAGGAAUAAUUUUUUAUAGCGUCCCUCAUCAUGGAUCGCAUCUGGCUGAAUACUCUGUUAAUAUUCGCUAUCUUCUCUUUCCCUCCUUGGAGGUCAAAGAACUCAGCAAGGAUUCUCCUGCACUUAAAACACUACAGAAUGACUUUCUGGAGUUUGCUAAAGACAGAAACUUCCAGGUGCUGAAUUUCGUGGAAACACUGCCGACUUACAUCGGUAGCAUGAUUAAACUGCACGUGGUGCCCGUGGAGUCAGCAGAUUUAGGCAUUGGAGAUCUAAUUCCUGUGGACGUUGAUCAUUUGAACAUUUGUAAGCCAAAGAAAAAGGAUGCUUUUUUAUACCAGCGUACCUUACAAUUCAUCUGUGAAACUUUAGCCAAAGAUCUUGAAGACUGACGGUCAGCCUCUUUCAUUUUGCAAGAAACCUGGGUGUUCUCUUUCUCUUUUAAGCUCUAAGCAGUCAUGCAGAUGCAGUCCCUGCGGCGUCGCUGUGCUCUGAAGCGUGGUGCAGGCAACCGAAUGUUGUUCUCAGUCCAAGCACCGAAAAGCAUAAACCUACAGAGGCAAAGAAUGAAGGGCUAGACUGGAUUCUUUUGAUUUCAAAGAAAUUGUGUGUGUGCUCGCUUAGGUUUUGCGCUGUUGGCCCUGGUGCAGGGAGCAAGCUCCUACGGACAGAAAAUGCCGUUUGUCAUCUGUGACUGUCUCCAGUUCAAGCUGGGAGGAGCACUGAUGGCUUCUGAAGGGAGAGCGAUCAUCACCUUCCAUAACUGCCCUUUGGAGAGAGAGUACGUAGACUAGAGACGAGACCGAACUAUGGAAUAUAAUAUAUAGAACAUAAAGACUCUUUUUGUUCUCGAUUCCCAUGUGCUCUAAGUUAAAAGAAAAAAACAUCUGUGCAAACCUUUGUCUAACGUUGUCAGACCUGUUGUCAUCCAUGGGCAGUUCCUUAUAAGUUUUUAGUUUCAAACUGCUGAGAACAAAUAAUUCUCUUUUCAAAAGAAUUGUAGCCUGUCGUAAUUCUUUCCAGAUUGCAGCUACCUAUCCUUGUAAUUUUUCCCAGAUAAGGAUAAAGUAGCUAAUCCAUUAUUCAUCUGAGUAUGAAAUUACAUAUAUGUCAGCAGUACUUACUAUGAAGAUUCUCUGAUUCUCUUUAGCUGAUACUUUUCUUUCAUGCUCAUUUGCAAGUUGCAUCAACUGACCUUGAGCAUGUGAGAAAUAUGAAAUCACAUUGAUGACUUUUUAGUUGUAAAUAAUAGCAUUGAGAUGGAAAUCACAUACCAUAAUAGUCACCGUUUAAAAUAUACAGUUCACUGAGUUUUAGGGUAUAUACAGAAUUAUACGACCCUCCCCACUAUCCAAUUUCAGAACAUUUCCUUGUCCCCCAAAUUAACUCUAUACCCAUUAGCAAUCACUGUUCGCCCCUGCCAAACACUAAUCUACUCCUCUCUAUGGAUUUGCAUACCAAGGACAUUUCAUAUAAAUGGAAUCAUACAAUGUGUGGCCUCUGUGUCUGGCUUCUUUUUCUUAGCAUAAUGUUUUCAAGGUUCAUUUAUGAUGUAUCAUGUGUCAGUACUUCAUUCCUCUUUAUGGUCAGAUAAUAUUCAGUUGUGUGGAGAUAUGUUUAUGCAUUCAUUGGCUGAUGAAUAUUGAGCUUCUUUCCAUUUUUGGGCUGUUAUGAAUAAUUCUGUAAACAUUUAUGUAUAAGCUUU
Molecule: messenger RNA, 3667 nt
Organism: Suricata suricatta (meerkat)
Lineage: Eukaryota; Metazoa; Chordata; Mammalia; Carnivora; Herpestidae
Gene: SERAC1
Product: serine active site containing 1
Exons: 17
Coding region: 309-2354 (681 amino acids)
Source: RefSeq, a predicted model, not a curated record